AUGUAUGCGAUGAUCAACAUGCUUUGUCAUUUUCAUUUUGGACAAUGGAUCACAAAUCAUGAAAUGUCACUCUUAUCUAAAUUAUCCCCAUUCUUGGUGUUGACUUUAAUGAGAUUAGAGGGCGUUCAUGGUAGCAUUAUGAGUUAUUUACGUGGUAUAUUCUUUCACUGGACUAAAUCUGCUCAUUUCACACUAUUGACAGCUCGGAUUAUGAAAAUGAAAUAUCAAAACAGUCCGAUGAUACACAACGAUCUAUUUUUUAUUAUUCAGAACAAGUAUCAUUGCAGCAUACAAAACUCAUGA
Vavraia culicis subsp. floridensis is the source of this 303-nucleotide messenger RNA. RefSeq lists its product as uncharacterized. The transcript has a single exon. NCBI's taxonomy places the organism in Eukaryota, Fungi, Microsporidia, Pleistophoridae. Bases 1 to 303 code for a protein of 100 amino acids. The record is from RefSeq and is a predicted model, not a curated record.